AAAAAAUUGGGCCUUCUUAAAAUCCCUAGGCUUCGUUCCCCAUCUGUUUCACUGUUGAGUCGUUUCCGCCAAAGCCCUAAUUUCGAUUGCAGCGAUGGAAGGAGAAGCCCAAAUCCUCGAUCAAGAGUCGCUAAUCCAAUCACCUCUCAAACGAAAGUGCGAUCUCAUUCCAGAUGAGGAAGGGGAAGAUGAAAGAGCGAUGAAGCAGAAGAAGCCCGACGACGCUCCCGUCGAAGAGCGCGUAGCCAGCCAUGAUGACAACAAGGAGGGCGCCAAUCAGAACGGGAAUGCGAGUAAGGAGAAGGGGAAAUCCAUUUUAUCUGCUGCGGAUAAGGGGAAGGGGAAGAUGGUGGUGGAUGAGGAAGAGGGCGGUGACGAGAAGCGCGGUCGAGAAUUCGGGGUUUCUAGCGGUGAUGAGGACGGAAGCAGCGAAGUGCAUGGGGAUAGGGAUGAUGAUGACACCGACUUCGAUGAUGAUCCUCUUGCGGAGAUGGAUCUUGACAAUAUUUUACCGGUAAGGACGCGGCGGCGCAGUGCAUUGGAACCGGGAGCUUAUCUUGUAGAGGGCGAUGAUGAUGACGAUGAUGAUGAUGAUGAUGAUCAUGUGGAGGAGGAGGAGGAAGAUGAGGAGGAUGAAGAGGUGGAUGAAGGGGAGGAGGUGGAAGACGAGGACAAGCAGGAGGAGAUCAAGUAGGCUGGCGUAACAGAAAAGUAGGUACAAUUUGAUUAUGUUGCUCUCUCUGAAUUUUAGAUGAGAUUAAUGUGAGAUAUUUUCUCAUCUUUGAGGCACAUUGUAUGUUCGGAUUUAUCCUUUUGCUGAGUUUUAGGAUUGGUAUUCUGAUUAUCAAAGUUGUUGGUAGUUUUCUGGACAAUUUCUUACAGUAGAUCCUUUCGACUAGUUGCUGGAUGAAAACAUAUUCUGUCCUUUUUUUUCUU
Phalaenopsis equestris is the source of this 936-nucleotide messenger RNA. RefSeq names its product phosphopantothenoylcysteine decarboxylase subunit VHS3-like. The transcript has a single exon. Lineage: Eukaryota; Viridiplantae; Streptophyta; Magnoliopsida; Asparagales; Orchidaceae. Bases 95 to 694 code for a protein of 199 amino acids. The record is from RefSeq and is a predicted model, not a curated record.